AACACUAUUCAAUCAUAGAAAAGAAACUCAGCGAGAGCGAUGAAGUUAUAAAGAGGAUCAACAAACCAAAAUCCUCUUUUGCUGAAGUUCGAAAUUUGAGCCAACAGAUAGGCACCUCAGACCAGGGCAAGUACGCAUACAACCAGAAGUUUAAAGGUAAGAUUGUGAACCAAAUCAAUCUCAAAGUAAGUCCACUCUUACGUUUGUCAAAGAAGAUACGAGUAUCAAUGGUAAGAAAUGUAAGUCAACUACUACUGAAACUCAGCAUAAGAACUCAGAAAAGAAUUUUCUGCCUACUUAUCACUAUU
Molecule: messenger RNA, 308 nt
Organism: Striga hermonthica
Lineage: Eukaryota; Viridiplantae; Streptophyta; Magnoliopsida; Lamiales; Orobanchaceae
Source: the annotation of a GenBank genome assembly